Molecule: messenger RNA, 2475 nt
Organism: Perca fluviatilis (European perch)
Lineage: Eukaryota; Metazoa; Chordata; Actinopteri; Perciformes; Percidae
Gene: scarb1
Product: scavenger receptor class B, member 1
Exons: 15
Coding region: 89-1570 (493 amino acids)
Biological process (GO): plasma lipoprotein particle clearance; cholesterol efflux; recognition of apoptotic cell
Cellular component (GO): cytoplasm; caveola
Molecular function (GO): lipid binding; low-density lipoprotein particle binding; scavenger receptor activity
Source: RefSeq, a predicted model, not a curated record
UCCUCUGCAUCCAUCACUGCUCAUCCUCGGACCUGAACGCUGCAGCUCUCGUUCAUAGUUCAGCUCGUUGCGAAGGAAAACUGCAACCAUGACCAUCGGUAAAGCCAAAGUAGCUGUUGGAUUUAUAGUUGUAGGGGCUCUGACCGCGGUGUUUGGAGCGGUUCUUCUCUUCGUGGGACCAGCGGUGAUGAAUGACCAAGUAAUAAAGCAAGCUAUGGCAAUCGAUAAAUCCAAAGUCGCUGUUGGGUUUAUAGUAGCAGGGGUCCUCACGGUGUUUUUUGGGACGGUUCUUACCUUUGUAGGACCAAUAAUCAUCGACGACCAAGUAGUGAAGAACACAGUGAUCGACCCAAAUAAUGAAAUUUCCUACACCAUGUGGAAGGACGUCCCCGUGCCGUUCUACAUGUCUGUGUACUUCUUCAACGUCCUCAACCCAAAAGAGAUCCUGGACGGAGAGAAGCCCAUGGUGGAGCAGAAAGGACCUUAUGUGUACAGAAAACGCAUUCAGAAAGACAACAUCACAUUUCAUGCCAACGGCACCGUGUCCUACAGGGAGUACAGAACGUACUUCUUUGAGCCGUCCAUGUCUUCAGGGAACGAGUCCGAUGUCGUCACGAUUCCAAACAUGUUGGUGCUGCCACAGGAUAGCGCUAAAACACACAGGCUGCAAGAAUUCAACAGCUCCAACACCGGCCUGUUCACCAUCAACACCGGAAAAGACGACAUCAGGAAAGUCCACAAAGUCGACUCGUGGAACGGCCUGACGGAGCUGAACUACUGGAGGACUCCUCAGUGUAACAUGAUCAAUGGAACAGCUGGACAGAUGUGGCCUCCCUUCAUGACCAGAGAGAGCACGUUACCUUUCUACAGCCCCGAUGCCUGCAGAUCCAUGGAGCUUGUUUACCAGCGUGACGGGCAGAUGAAGGGUAUUCCUCUGUAUCGAUAUGUUGCACCCAAGACUCUGUUCGCCAACGGGACGGAUUACGCUCCCAAUGAAGGCUUCUGCCCCUGUAGGCAGUCCGGUCUGCUGAACGUCAGCAGCUGCCGACACAACUCUCCAGUCUUCAUCUCUCAUCCUCACUUCUUCAAUGCUGAUCCUGUGCUGCUGGACUACGUGCUGGGCCUUAAUCCCACAGAGGACGAGCACGGCCUCUUCAUAGACAUCCACCCUCUAACGGGCGUUCCUCUGAAUGUGUCCAUUCGCCUGCAGCUCAACCUCUACAUGAAGAGAGUGUCAGGAAUUACAGAAACUGGGAAAAUUUCUGAGGUGGUGAUGCCAAUGAUCUGGUUUGAGGAGAGCGGCUACAUAGAUGGCCCCAUCCUCACCAACUUCCACACAAACCUGGUUAUCCUGCCGUCUGUGAUGGAGUACAUGCAGUACGGCUUCAUCACCCUCGGCCUGGUUACCAUAGUAAUCGCCGCCCUGGUGCAUCACAAAGUGAAGAGGUCUCGUACCAAUUUGACAAUGACUUCCACAGGAGUGGACAACCCUGCGGCCUCCUUUACAGAAAAUGGUGCACAUUACCAAGAAAGAAAGGAGAAAUGUACCAUAAAUAACUCAGAGAAGUAAACGUGAAGGUGGCACCCUAUCAGAUGGAAACCCAAGCACUUCAACCGGAGAGAAAGAUCCACUGCUAGAAGAUGAUGCAGACUGACACACACACACACACACACACACACACACACACACACACACACACACACACACACACACAGCUGGCGUUGUGGACUCCCUCUCGGCCAUUAUUCCAAACUUGAACUGAAACACUGACACAUGGUGCUCCGCUCGGUAUAUUUCAAUGAGUCUUGCGCACAAGUGAAGCGAUGCCAUAUUUUUUUACCUUUCUGUGACGUUGAUGACGCUCCAACACUCAAAGACUCGCUUCAUUAAGUCUGCGUCGAAGCAGUCGGGGUUGAAACACAACAUGUUAAGAUGCUCUGUCAUUUAAAACCACUUUUAUUUUGUACAAAAACUACCACAGAAAACACUAUUUCCAAUUCAUUUUGCUCUGCUCACGGUUCGAUGAUCAGAAAAAUGUCAUAGUUGUAUCACUUCAUUAGUAGACAGUUACUGUGCUGGCUGUUUUCCUGUGAUUUUUAAAGAAAUGUUUCUGCAUCAACAACAAGGGAACUGACGGGCAGAACGGCUGACUGCCUGGUGUGAAGUAUUUUACUACCGUUGUGCCUUUUUAUCAAGGAGGAAACUCUUCUGGCUCACCUCCGGGUCUUUGUAUUUAAUGUGACUGUUAAACACUGGGGAGUUAAAAUCAAAGAAUCAAACGCUCCUCUGUCAAUCAGUGAGUUCAGAAGAGCAGACUCAUUCCUAUUUGUUUACUACUGUCCUCUGUAAAGGUGUGAAUAUAUUUCGUGAAAUGGACGUGAAUGAUGACGUUGGUGUCAAAUAUCUCCUUUAUUAUGAAGAAGUGAAUGAAUGAAGAGAAACUUAGAGGUAAUAAAUGUUUGUUUAAAAUCCUA